AUGCCAUCUCCGUCCCUCCUCCUCCCGCUCCACCUGCCGCCACUCCGCCCGCGCCUCGCCGCCUCCUCCCCCUCCCCCCGCUACCCGCCCCCCUUUCUCAGAACCCUACCACCGCUGGCCCCCACUCCUCGCCUCGCCCUUCCCGCCGCGGCGGCUCGCUCCGGCGGGGGAGGUGACCGCGAGGGAAACCGGGGCGCGGCGGGGGACCGCGGGCGCGUCAUCCCCAUUGCGCGGUGCUACGAGGCGGGCCUCGCGCGGCUCGAGGUCUCCGGCGCCGCGCGGCGGGAGCAGGCGGUCGCGGCCGCGGCGGCGGCCGACGGUGGGGCGGCGGCGGAGGCGCACCUCGGCGCCGGCUCCGAGGCCAUGGUCAUGGAGGCCUUCCUCCCCGGAGCCGGUGGCGCCGCGUCCACUCGAGUGAUUUUGCAAGCCAAGGAAGUCAAAGAGAAGGCCGCUGAGAUAAAGAAGGACUUUGGUGAUGAUAUUUUCUCUGAAAAUGAACCUGAUUCCGAGAGUAUCUUGGCUAUGGCCCUCAAGCAAGUUGUGAUGCAGAAGCUUUCAAACUAUCGGCUAGAAAUCUUCUCCCCAGGUUCAGGGAGGAACAUCCAGGACUGGAGCAAACAACGGAAGGUUCCUGUGGAUUUUAGCAUCAGUUCAUCGGAUGAAAAACUUCUAUCCGCUCUUGCUGAAGCAAUUUUCUCAUGUGUCAUUGAGGAUACCGAAAAGAGUUACCUCGGUGGCACAGGCGGGUUUUUUCAAACGCAGAAGCUGAACUGCUCAUCUGAUUCCACUGUUUGUAUACACAGAAUUUCCGAGGCAGAAGUUGCAAAUAACGCUAGGAGAUGCUUGGAGAGUUUUAAUCUUACCAAGUCCUCUCAUGAAGUGGGCAGAUCAAAGAAUGCAUGGUGGCCAGCCCCAAAAUAUGGAAGGUUGGCGGAGAUCGGGGGUCCUGAUUUUAUCCUUUGGGCCCAUGAGUUCGUUCCUUCUUAUAAACUGCAAAUUAAUGCCAAUGCAUUUGAGAAUACGAAGCUUGAGGGCUGUCAUGAGUUAGCAAAUAAUAGGUGGGAAGUUCCCAUAUCCCACUUCCAACUGGUGGAACUAGGGAAUGUUGUUGACAUGUAUUUUGAGGAUCAAUUUACGAUUCCUGGAAAAACUUUCCGUUCUCACUGGAAUGCAGAACCAUCCAAGAUUAGAAGGAACAAUGGUUAUUUGAACAACCUUUUUUCUUUCUUGGCUGGUUGUUCUGUUAUUUUUAUUGUCGGCGUCGUUGCUCAGUUAUGCUGGCCUCAAUCUCUUAAAGGCAAAAGGUUGUUUAUGGGCAGUUCACCCACCUCAUCAUCACAGAGCUAUUGUUCUGAUGUUCAUUCUCUGGAUAAUAGUGAGGUACGAGGUUAUUGCAUAUCUGUUGUUAAGAAAAUAAAAGAUUCAUGUGGUUGCCCUGGGGAUAUAGUGGUUGAUGAAAAUAUUGGUGCUUGGAUUGGAGAACUGCCUGACUGCUUCAAGGCCAUCAAUCUUGGCGAUAAUGCUGCUUCUGAUGAUGCUCAGUAUUCCUGUACUGUUAUCAAAGAAAAUAAGAACCCAUUGGUAUCAACUCCCACCGAGAUGACUUCUCAUCUGGAACAAAACGAUAAUACCCAGGAAAGUCUGCAGAACAUUGCUAGCUUUCAGGUGGUGAUGUCAGAAGAAGGUAAAUUGCUAGGUUUUCAGCCAACAAGCCGCCUAGCUGUGAACCAUUGGGCCGAAAAUCCACUAGCAGCACUGCUGUAUGAGGGGCGGAAGCUUUCUCCAGCUUUUCUGGAGCCUAGGCUUAAAAUUUCCCGUCCUGCUAAGGUUGUCCCAAUUGAGUUGUUGAUGUCGGUAAAUUCAGAAUCUUUUUUUGCUUUGGCGAGGCCUGUUCAAGAUCCAUGCUAA
Triticum turgidum subsp. durum (durum wheat) is the source of this 1908-nucleotide messenger RNA. The record is from the annotation of a GenBank genome assembly. NCBI's taxonomy places the organism in Eukaryota, Viridiplantae, Streptophyta, Magnoliopsida, Poales, Poaceae.